This is a messenger RNA of Necator americanus (New World hookworm), 732 nucleotides long. RefSeq lists its product as uncharacterized. The transcript has a single exon. NCBI's taxonomy places the organism in Eukaryota, Metazoa, Nematoda, Chromadorea, Rhabditida, Ancylostomatidae. The record is from RefSeq and is a predicted model, not a curated record. The coding region runs from base 1 to 732 and encodes 243 amino acids.
AUGAAGCCCAGUCUCAACAACAAGCUGGAUUUCGUCAGAGGUCCAGCUGCUUGGACCAAUCCAGACCGUGUCGAGGGUCAUAGAGGGUUCCGGGAAUACCGCCUGCCCCUUGCUCUAACCUUCGUCGACUAUGAGAAAGCCUUUGACAGCGUAGAAACGAAUGCAAUUCUGUCAGCGCUGGUCGAUCAAGGUGUGGACGCGUCGUAUGUGAGGACAUUAGCCAAUUACUACGAUCGAUGCACGACUAGGAUACAUCUUUUCCACCGCCCUCUCACCAUACCCAUUGGGAAGGGGGUACGAAAGGGCGAUACUAUAUCGCCGAAGCUGUUCACGGCUGCAUUGCAAUGGAUAAUGAAAUCACUAUCCUGGGAGGAAAGAGGCAUACGUGUUGAUGGAAGAUUUCUUUCGAACCUUCGCUUCGCGGACGACAUCGUUCUCUUUUUGAGCAGUACCAAUGAAGCAGAAACGAUGCUCAACGAAUUGAACGAAGCAGAGAAGAGAAUAGGAGUGCGAAUAAACAGAAAGGAAACACAGUUCAUGAAAAACGCCUACUGCGAGGACGGAGGAGUACAACCUGAAGGCUCCCAAAUCGUGGAAACUUCGUCAUACGUAUACCUCGGGGGUUCUAUGAACAUGGAAAACGACUUGAAGGAAGAACUAAGUAGAAGAAUGAGAGCAGCAUGGGCAGCAUUCGCAGCCGUCAGGGAAGCUAUGGACCAACUGAGGGACUAA